AUGAUUCUGGGAGGGGGGAGGCGGGGCAGGGCUGGGGAGUGGGAAAUAUCGGGUCAAGAUAAUGAUAUCGCAUUACGGGCACUCUUGUAUAUACACACAUAUAUCUACCGAACGGGGGUUUCUACGGAGUUUUGUUUAUUAACCAACACAACACACAAACACACACACACACACACACACAUAACAUAA
Colletotrichum graminicola M1.001 is the source of this 189-nucleotide messenger RNA. RefSeq lists its product as uncharacterized. NCBI's taxonomy places the organism in Eukaryota, Fungi, Ascomycota, Sordariomycetes, Glomerellales, Glomerellaceae. The record is from RefSeq and is a predicted model, not a curated record. The coding region runs from base 1 to 189 and encodes 62 amino acids. The transcript has a single exon.